This is a messenger RNA of Carassius auratus (goldfish), 6549 nucleotides long. Its product is annotated as gamma-aminobutyric acid type B receptor subunit 1-like. Gene Ontology annotation, cellular component: membrane; G protein-coupled receptor heterodimeric complex. NCBI's taxonomy places the organism in Eukaryota, Metazoa, Chordata, Actinopteri, Cypriniformes, Cyprinidae. The transcript is spliced from 24 exons. Gene Ontology annotation, biological process: G protein-coupled receptor signaling pathway; gamma-aminobutyric acid signaling pathway. Bases 1063 to 4053 code for a protein of 996 amino acids. The record is from RefSeq and is a predicted model, not a curated record. Gene Ontology annotation, molecular function: G protein-coupled GABA receptor activity.
GAUGCUCCAGUCGAUGAAUUCAUAUAACACAAUGACAGAAUUACUACAUACAUCAAAGUGACACUUCACUGGAAGAGGAGGUCUGGAGACCACAUUGGCUCGUGCACCCUGCGCAGGGAGGAGGUCUGCACUAUUUAUCUGGGAUAUGAGCGCACCAUCUGUCUUUCCAUCAGCCAAUGAGCGCUUUAAUUCCCUCUCUAUUCACCGGCGGUGUCUUCACACUACAGACUGCAGAUGAGAGAGAGGCGCACUGCCUUGUGACGUCGCGAGAGAGCGAGGGACAGAAACGUUUCCGAGAGCGCGAGGAAGGAGAGGGAGGCUCCGCGAGCCGUCGUCGUCGUCCGUGUGCAGCUACCCGUGUUUCUUUUUUUUUUUUUGUUGCCGAUAUUACAUCAUAUAUAUUCAGUCCUGACUGGCUUCCACAGAGGAUACUCUCAUGAGCCGUUUAAUUCCCAUCGAUAUUUGGUAUUUAUUUUUUACCUGCAAGUCUUUUAGGCGACGGAAUCGUGGCAAGUGCGCUAGCGUCUGAUGUUCGUACGAUCUGCGUUAACCGACAGUCCGUCGGAGGUGUGUAAACAGUAGUGUGUCUCCGUUUACGUCUAAUACAACUCGCAAUCGCUUUUUUUUUUUUUUUGCGUGUGCGAUUUAUUGUAUUUGUUGUCAGUCGUUGUAAUCGAGCAAUACAUUUAAGCGAAGCACACCUGUAUAUCUUGUUUUCUAAUUCUUAUUAUUUUAUUGUUUUUAUUUAAAACUAUUCGACUGUUAUUUAAGCACACGAAUAUUUAAAAGCAAUUGUGCGUGGUUAAUCUCGCACACAAGCGACGCACGCAAUAUUAAUCGUACGAGAGCAAUUUCACGCGCACGGAGACGGAAGUUUAAUACGAAGCUGUGCGUAGUGAACGCCUAGCGCGAGCAAUUAAAAGAGCAUAUUUAUUUACCUGUCGUCUUACUAGUACGCACACGUGCACACGCACACACGCACAACGUCGUCUAUAUCAAGCAGCCCUCAAGGACCACCUCCACAGACUGUACCCAAAAGAGCCUGCACGACGCAGUGGAAGAAUGGCCCUCUGGUUUGUUCUGUCACUACUCCUGGGGUCUUUUUCACUUGCUGUGGCCUCACGUAACACAACUGCAGGUUGUGCUAUCAUUCGCCCGCCAAGAGACGGAGGGAUCAGAUACAGGGGUCUGACACAGGAACAGAUCCGCAGUGUUCAGGUGUUGCCGGUGGAUUAUGAAAUCGAGUAUAUCUGCAGAGGGAACAGAGUGAUUGUGGGACCAAAGGUCAGGAAGUGUCUCCCUGACGGCACAUGGACUGACCUGAACCAGCGCAGCAAAUGCUUGCUGCCGUGUGCGCGGGUGUGGACGUCUCUGGAGAACGGCCGUGUGACGGUUCACCCUCCAGGCCCAGCGGUGGAGGGCACCAUACUGCACUACAGCUGUCUGGAGGGUUUCAUCCUGGUGGGCAGAAACAGCACUCAGUGCACUAAACUGGGCAAGUGGGACUCACCCAAACCUGUCUGCCACUAUGACAGACAUUAUACAGGCAAGAAGAAGCUCUACAUUGGAGCCCUGUUCCCGAUGAGCGGAGGAUGGCCGGGUGGCCAGGCUUGUCUCCCUGCUGCCCAAAUGGCCCUGGAUCUGGUGAACAAGAGAACGGAUAUUCUUCCGGAGUAUGAGCUUGAAUUAAUCUACUACGACAGUAUGUGUGAUCCUGGUGAGGCCACGAAGCUGCUGUAUGACCUGCUGUACACGGAGCCCAUAAAGAUCGUCCUGAUGCCAGGCUGCAGCUCUGUGUCCACACUGGUGGCCGAAGCCGCGCGCAUGUGGAACCUCAUAGUGUUGUCCUACGGAUCCAGUUCACCAGCACUGUCCAACCGUCAGCGUUUCCCCACCUUCUUCCGCACGCACCCCUCAGCCACAUUGCACAACCCCACCCGAGUGCAGCUCUUCCAGAAGUGGAAGUGGACCAAGAUUGCCACCAUCCAGCAGACCACUGAAGUCUUCACCUCUACUCUGGAUGAUCUAGAGCAGAGGGUGAAGGAGGCAGGCAUUGAGAUCAGCGUGAGGCAAAGUUUCCUCACGGAUCCUGCUGUCGCCGUCAAGAACCUCAAGCGGCAAGAUGCUCGCAUCAUUGUGGGCCUGUUUUACGAAACGGAAGCCAGGAAAGUGUUUUGUGAGGUCUAUAAGGAGAAGCUGUAUGGGAAAAAAUAUGUGUGGUUUCUGAUUGGCUGGUAUGCUGACAACUGGUUCAAGAUCAAAGAUCCAUCCAUCAACUGCACUGUGGAGCAGAUGACAGAAGCUGUGGAGGGUCAUGUGACCACUGAGAUAGUCAUGCUCAAUCCGGAGACAGUGCGAGGGGCCUCGAACCUGACCUCACAGGAGUUCCUAGCACAGCUGAUGUCCAAACUGGGUGGGAAGAAUCCAGAGGAAACCGGAGGGUUUCAGGAAGCUCCUCUGGCGUAUGAUGCAGUUUGGGCCCUGGCUCUGGCUCUCAAUAAGACAGUGGGACCUUUGAAGGCGAAGGGACGGAGAUUGGAAGAUUUUAAUUACAAUAACAAGGACAUUACUGCAGAGAUCUACCGAGCCCUUAACACCAGCUCCUUCGAGGGGGUUUCGGGUCACGUGGUGUUUGAUGCCCAGGGCUCCAGAAUGGCAUGGACUCUCAUUGAACAGCUGCAAGGAGGAAGCUACAAGAAAAUUGGAUACUAUGAUAUGACCAAAGGCAAUCUCUCUUGGUAUGGGAAUGACAGGUGGAUAGGCUCUGGUCCACCUGCUGACCAGACGGUGGUGAUCCAGAAGUUCAGAUAUCUGUCACAAAAACUCUUUGUCUCCGUGUCUGUUUUCGCUGGCUUGGGCAUUUUAAUGGGGAUUGUUUGCCUCACCUUUAAUAUCUACAACAGCAAUGUCAGGUACAUUCAAAACUCCCAGCCGUACCUGAAUAACAUGACAGCAGUGGGCUGUAUGAUGGCACUGGCUGCUGUUUUUCCUCUGGGAAUUGACGGACUGCAUGUACGCAACUCUCAGUUUCCUGUGGUCUGUCAGUUCCGUUUGUGGCUGCUUGGACUUGGCUUCAGUUUGGCUUACGGAAGUAUGUUCACAAAGAUCUGGUGGGUUCACACGGUGUUCACAAAAAAAGAUGAGAAGAAGGACAAGAGAAAGCAGCACCUGGAGCCUUGGAAGCUUUAUGCCACCGUGGGAGUCCUGCUGGUUAUCGACAUCUUGUCCCUUAUGAUUUGGCAGAUUGUGGAUCCCUUGCACAUCACAGUAGAGAAGUUCACUAAAGAAGCACCGAAAGGUGACGUGGAUCAGUUGAUCGAGCCUCUGCUGCAGCACUGCAGUUCAGAGAAGAUGAACACAUGGCUUGGUGUCGUUUAUGGCUAUAAGGGUUUGCUGCUGCUUCUUGGGAUUUUCCUGGCUUAUGAAACCAAAUCUGUGUCCACUGAAAAAAUAAACGAUCACCGAGCUGUUGGGAUGGCCAUCUACAAUGUCUCUGUGUUGUGUAUGAUAACGGCUCCCGUCACCAUGAUUCUGUCGUCUAAGCAGGACGCCUCGUUCGCCUUCGCCUCGCUGGCCAUCAUCUUCUCCGUCUACAUCACUCUGGUUGUGCUCUUCGUCCCUAAGAUGCGGAGGCUUAUCACUCGUGGUGAGUGGCAGUCAGACCAGCAGGAGACCAUGAAGACCGGCUCAUCCACAAACAACAACGAUGAAGAGAAAUCCCGCCAGCUGGAGAGAGAGAACAAAGAGCUGCAGAAGAUCAUCCAGGAGAAAGAAGAACGUGUAUCAGAGCUGAGAAACCAGCUGUCAGAGCGCCAGGCCCUGCGCUCCAGAAAACGCCCCACCUCCUCCAGUCAGAACCACAGCUCUCCAUCUCUCCCCGCUCCUCAGAACGAUCCCAAAUCUCUCCUCCCGCCUCCAGGAUACCCCCUCCCUGCCUCGGACAACCACUCCCUCCCUCCCACCUUCUCCAACUCCUCCACCCUCUACCAGCCCGACGCCAAGAUCAACCGCAACAGCUGCCACCCCGGCCGACUGCAGCUCCUCUACAAGUGAAGCGCGAGGAACUGGGAUCAAAUGCUAGUUGGGACUCUGUGAACUGAAAAGGGGGAGAAAAAAUACGCUACCUUGAUUCGCGGCCGGCAAUUUUCCCCAUCUAUGCCCAGCAGACGGCCAUGGUUGUUUCUUUUGUUUCCGACACUUGCUGUGAUUCAUGGGAGGUUAUACACAGGAAGCUUGAGGAGUUGGCUUUGAUUGCAUCAUUUCAUGUGACCACACAUGCUGUGAACUAUUACACCAUUCAAAUGAGAAACCCUCAGCUGAUUUUGACUCGGAAAAUUGUGGAUUAACAAUGACAAGCUAAAAACGUCCUUACAAAAACAUCACAAAUUAUAUUAAAUGAUCCCAUUAUUCCCUUAAAACACAAAUAUUUAGAAAUACAUAUAUUGUCAUUUUUUUUCCUUUUUUUGCUUUGUAUGGAUGUUUUUAUUUCAUAUUUUCUACCAUUCAUUCAUGUCAGCUAAACACAGGCCAUCAUAGAGCAUCAAUCAGCCUAGUUUUUGUGGUGUGUCCAGGAAUGGUUUUGGCCAGUUGGCCUGUUGAAUCAAUGUCCGUUGGCAUCGGCGCUGUCUGUGAGAUUGACUCUGAUUGGCUGUAUGGUUUAACUAACAAGUACCUGAGAAUAAUAGCAAAAUAAUAGCAAAAGUGUUGAAAGCAAAGAAGUCAAGAAGGCACAGACAGAAGGCUGUAUAUAUCUUCCCAUUUUUUAAUCUGGAAUUAAAAAAAUGAUCAACAUUAGUCAAAUUUAAAAUGGCUUUGUUUAUAGUUUGUGUGCAGUCCUAGUUAUGGUUUCUGAAUGUUAAAUACAGACUAGCAGUUAUGGAGCGUUAUUUUCUCUCAUGUUGGCACAGAAUGUACCUUCUAGUUGGCCAUUGGCUGUAGCCGUCGCAGUAUCUUCAAGUGCAACUUUUAGCCAAGACGUGCGAAGAUGAGGCAACCAGCUUUUACCAGCUUUCGUCACUGCUAGUUCACGUUUGGUGUGUCAUGGCCUUAGAUUUGAACUCUGAAACUGCAUUAUAGAGACUGACCGAUUCACACACACAUUUGGUGAAGUGUCAAUCGUGACCACAUUUUGAUAUCAUGACAUAUCUAAUUGCAAUAUACUGUAUGUAUCGCAAUAUAUAUCAUAUAGUAAUGUUGCCACUUUCAUUACAGUCUGCCAAGCGUUCGAUAUGUAAUCGCAAAUCAGUGUGGUAACGACAUUAUUUACAUUUAUUCAUUUGGCAAACUCUUUUAUCCAUUGCAUUGUACAGUACAUCUGAAGUUUACAUUUGAUCAGUUUGUGUUCCGUGGGACCUUCGUGUUGCUGGCAUCAUACUUGAACUGCAUUUGAUUUCCAAAUACUUCAUAUCCUGUUGUUAAUCAAACCUAUUUUGCAAUUCCAUCAUGAGCUCAUAACCAUUCUUUCCAUGGUGUGCAGCUGACAGUAUUACAAAAUGUAUAACAGAUUUAUAGUUUCCUGAUUUAUUAGCCCGUUACCUCUGUUUGAACUCACUUAUUUUAAGGAUUUCUAUCUUGCAUCACAGUCAUGAUACCUCCAAUCAUGUAAUUUGUUGAAGAGAGGUGUGCUGUUGCUUUUCUAUGUUGCGAUUUCUACCAGGCAGAUGAUAAAUAAAGUGUGUAAUUGUUUUGUAAUAAGCCAACCAGAAGUCGUAGGAACUACAUAGCAAUGCCCUGCCUACCUGAGAUGAUUUUUGCAUGGACCAAAAUAACUUAAAAACAAAAAAAAGUUCUAGCUUCACAAUAAGUUGGAAUGAUUAAAUGAAAUGAUGCUGGUUUGCUUAUAGCCAGCAUUUCUCCCAGAGCAUGCUGGGAUAAUAUUAUUAGCAGUCACAAGCUGUUGAAGGCAUUUGAAGGCUUUGUACAGAGGAGAUGUAAUGUCAUCACAGAUUUGGUGGUUUUGUUUUUAUUAGAUCCCGUGUCGCUGAAAGCUGCGGAUUGAAUCUCCCAGCAUUAUAAUGCAGUUUGCUUCUAAAUGGCAGCUGCCAUGUUAUAUUCGUCACGGGAUGCUGCUACAUUGUUAUGCAAAUAACAAUAAAAUUGCAUUGUGCAGCCAUCUUUGUUUUGUGUUUGGUAAACAGCAAUGAUUUUUGAAAAGAGGAAUUAGUUCAUUAGAUUCACGUGCAAUGCGGUACUUCACUUGAAGACGCUCAGUCACACACUCAUCAGCUGCUUUGUGUCACGCUAACCACGUUACAUUUCUGAUUUAAACAAACACUGAAAAACUAUACAGUACAGUACAUGAUUUCUAAACACAGUAAAUUGGAACUGUAAUUCUCCAUGAAUAAAAUUCCCCCUAAAUGACAGUCUUCAAUGGUAGCUUUACUCCACAGCUGUGUGACCCUUGUAAACUCUCUUGCAUUAUCUCGUUGUGUGCGGCUCAGAUUCAUCAGCAGGCCUGUACAGCAAAGUUUCCCCGGUUUCAGCUGGACUAUUUAUGAUUCAUCUUGCCUGCCUCAUUUCCUUCUUUGCCGUGGCAAAGUCUCUCUCUCA